CCGCUGCGCCGACGAGCAGCCCGCGACCGCGCGUGUGUCUUAUGACCAGCGCACCCUCAGGCACGGCACGAGUUCCCCGCCCCGCUGACGAGGCGGUUUAUUAGUUGACGCUGCCCGCCCACGAGGCCCGUUUGCUGCUCAACAUCGAUCCAAUGGUCACAAUGGCAUCGAAUGGACUGCCCGUGCCCGCUCAAAACAGCAACUACCUCGAAAAUGGCCGCUACUACCACGGCUACCGGAGAGGCAUCUACCAGUAUCCGUGCGACGAGCCUGAAAAGGACCGCAUGGAUAUCUACCACAAGCUGUUCUCCGUAGCACGGCGAGACACGCUGCACCAGGCCCCUGUGCUACCGCACGGAGAAAUUCGCAUCCUCGAUGUGGGCACCGGCACCGGCAUCUGGGCGAUAGACAUGGCCGACAAAUACAUGAACGCCGAGGUUCUGGGCUUAGAUCUGGUCAACAUCCAGCCGGAAAGAAUUCCCCCGAACCUGCGUUUCCGUGUACCACGCGACUACGAGAGCCCGUGGUCGCUAGGCGAGGACUCCUGGGACCUGAUUCACCUACGGAUGGCCUGCGGUAGCGUCACGAGCUGGCCAGAGCUGUACCAGAAAGUCUUCGCGCAUCUGAAGCCCGGCAGCGGUUGGAUAGAGCACGUUGAGAUUGACAUGCAGCCGCGCUGCGACGAUGGCACGCUCGACCCCAAGGGCAAGCUUGUCCAGUGGUACGGCUACCUUGCAGACGCAACAUGGCGAGUCUCACGCCCAAUUGCAUACGAUCACCGGACCCGCCAGAACCUACAGGCCGCCGGCUUCAUUGAUAUCCAGGAAACCGUAAUCCGCGUUCCUUACAACUCAUGGCCCAAUGACCCACACCAGAAGGACAUUGGCAGGUGGUACAACCUAGGCAUCACCGAGGGGUUGGACGCACUGUCCUUCGCCCCUCUCACACGCGUCUACCAGUGGGAUCUCAACGCCCACGUCAAGCCGCUCCUCGAAGGCGCCAAGAAGGAGAUUUGCAAUCGCAAAAUUCAUGCGUACAACAACAUUCAUAUCUGGACCGCCCGCCGACCCCAGCAGUAGCAUUUCAAUUUGCUAGAAUUGCGCUUGUAAUGCUAUCAUCCAGCUGCUAUUUCUGGCCGUGCACGCCUGCCACGACCCCACUCUUGCCGACACAUUCGCCAACGCAGACCACCCUGCAUUCCCCAAAUUGUUGUUUGGGUCCACGAAAGACUUGUGAGAGGCCGGUCUGCAACCUUCGACCACCGCUCCGGCACUGUAGCAAUCCCAUGGUCCGAGAGCCUAGCGUUUGCCCAGCAUCCGUCGAGUCCAGGCUACCGGUGUGCCG
Molecule: messenger RNA, 1344 nt
Organism: Didymella exigua CBS 183.55
Lineage: Eukaryota; Fungi; Ascomycota; Dothideomycetes; Pleosporales; Didymellaceae
Product: methyltransferase LaeA
Exons: 8
Coding region: 153-1079 (308 amino acids)
Molecular function (GO): methyltransferase activity
Source: RefSeq, a predicted model, not a curated record